Messenger RNA from Cavia porcellus (domestic guinea pig), 225 nucleotides. It is a transcript of the gene Defb135, whose product is annotated as defensin beta 135. Gene Ontology annotation, cellular component: extracellular region. Bases 1 to 225 code for a protein of 74 amino acids. Gene Ontology annotation, biological process: innate immune response. The record is from RefSeq and is a predicted model, not a curated record. Lineage: Eukaryota; Metazoa; Chordata; Mammalia; Rodentia; Caviidae. The transcript has 2 exons.
AUGAAGGGUCUACUCUUGGUCUUUGUGGUUCUUUUCUUGCUGUCCUAUGUUCCACCAGUUAGAAGUGGACCGAAUCUUUACAUAAACCGAAUGUUUGGCUCUUGUUGGCGAAUGAAAGGCACUUGCAAGAUAUUUUGUGCGAAAAAUGAAGUGUAUCAUAUUUACUGUAAUUCCGUCUUUGCGUGCUGUGUAAGCAAACGGGAUUUGCCCUCCUUGGUUGGGUAG